Molecule: messenger RNA, 732 nt
Organism: Vicia villosa (hairy vetch)
Lineage: Eukaryota; Viridiplantae; Streptophyta; Magnoliopsida; Fabales; Fabaceae
Exons: 2
Coding region: 101-625 (174 amino acids)
Cellular component (GO): chloroplast
Source: RefSeq, a predicted model, not a curated record
UUCAGGACAUUUCCCAAUUUCUCCCACCCUUUGGCUGUUAAAGAAAACAAGUUAAUAAUUUGACAAAUCACAGGAGCUACUACCACAUACAAUAUACAAUAUGCAUCCUACUCCUACUACAACACUUCCCAAUGGUUUGGCCAGAUGGACAAUGAUGCCAUGGCCUAGGCUUCCUAUACCAUUUCCAAUUGACAACAUUCAAACUCACAAUGUAAGCUUGUGUUGUAACUUUAAAGAACUAGAUUUGAGCAACCAAAGAGGUAAAAGCCUUUGGUGUGGUGCAAGAAGGCAAAUUAGAUACCAAGAUGAAGACGAAGAUAGAGAUGAUGAGUAUGGAUACAAUGAAGAGAUUUCAAAGUUGGAACUCUACAGUCAAUCAGCAAGAAGAGAAGCACUUAUUGUUCAUGCACUUGUGGACCAAAAUGAAGUAGAGGUGCUUAUCUUUAAGGGGUUUUCUUCAUCCUUAAGCUAUAGUACUUCCCCUGACCCAACAAGAAGCAUUCUUCCAGCCAGAGCAGUGAUAAAGUCUAUAGAUAGAAUCAAAGGGCCUUUUGACCCUGCCAAUAUAGAGUAUCUGCAGAAAGAUGUGCCAUGGGAAGAAUUCAAGACAAAUCUUUCUAAUUAAAGAUCAUAUUUAGCUUCUUAAUUUUUUUAAUAAUUUCUUUUUUCUAUUUGAUUUAAUUUGUAUACAUUGUCCAAUACUUUGUCAAAACAAAUUUGUUUUCUUACCUA